Messenger RNA from Rhododendron vialii, 1468 nucleotides. RefSeq names its product GDT1-like protein 1, chloroplastic. NCBI's taxonomy places the organism in Eukaryota, Viridiplantae, Streptophyta, Magnoliopsida, Ericales, Ericaceae. The coding region runs from base 174 to 1298 and encodes 374 amino acids. Gene Ontology annotation, biological process: Golgi calcium ion homeostasis; calcium ion transmembrane transport; manganese ion transmembrane transport. The transcript is spliced from 12 exons. The record is from RefSeq and is a predicted model, not a curated record. Gene Ontology annotation, molecular function: calcium ion transmembrane transporter activity; manganese ion transmembrane transporter activity. Gene Ontology annotation, cellular component: chloroplast thylakoid membrane; Golgi apparatus.
AAAUUUAUCACUCUUCCGCCCAAUUUCAGUUGUCCAAACACACAUGCAGUAAACCGGCAGUACGGGCGGAUAAAAAGGUGAGAGAUUAACGGCCAUAGUGCUCCCGCGCUCUUAUCACUAAAAAGAGAGAACUGGUGGAUACAGGAGAGAGAAAGUAGAGAGAGAGAGAGAGAAUGCGAAGCCUAUCGCUCUCUUCGCAGAGCGUGUUGCUGAGGACUCAUUCACCGCCUCCUCCUCCAUCUUCUUCUUCUUCACGUCCCAAACCUCUCAAAUCGCAUCAUUUUUAUCGAUUUCCGAAGCUCUCUAGUCCCAAUCCGAGCCUCUUUCUCUCAAGGUACGCGAGGCAGCAAUGCGUAAACCUAUACAAUGAGUUCAUGUUCCUACAUGGCAAUGCAUACAAAGUAAUUGAAUUGACAAACAAUGUAGAUGUUGUCAAUGGUGUCUUGGACGAAUUGCAUUCAAAAAGGAAAACCAGAGGGAGGAAUUUUGUACCUGGAGAUGUCCCAGUUUCAGCACUCUAUGGCUACCUAAAGUUUGUUCUGCUCUUUGGAUUAUUCACCCUUGAAGGCACUCAACAAGCAGUUGCUGGUUCAGAUUUCACAAGUGGAUUGCAAUCAAUGCCUUUUCUUGGGGACCUAGGCGAUAUUAGCACAGGUUUUGCUUCAGCAUUCUUGCUUAUAUUUUUCUCUGAACUAGGGGACAAAACCUUUUUUAUUGCGGCACUUCUAGCAGCUAGGAAUCCUGGUGCCGUCGUUUUCGUGGGGACUUUUGGCGCACUUGCGGCAAUGACAAUCAUAUCUGUUGUUCUCGGGCGGACAUUUCAUUACAUCGAUGAUAUCCUUCCAUUCAGAUUUGGUGACACUGAUCUACCUGUUGAUGAUAUUGCUGCAGUUGUCCUUCUGGUGUAUUUUGGGGUUUCAACCUUGGUUGAGGCCAGCUCUGGUGACGGUCUUAAGGCAGAAGAAGAACAGAAGGAGGCAGAGCUGGCUGUUUCAGAAUUUUCAGGAAAUGGAGCUGGGAUUUUGGCCACUGCUAAUACAGUCGUUAGCACUUUCCUGCUUGUUUUUGUUGCAGAAUGGGGUGAUAAAUCAUUUUUCUCUACAAUAGCACUUGCUGCUGCCUCUUCACCUCUUGGAGUCAUUGGAGGAGCAUUAGCUGGUCAUGGAGUUGCAACUUUGCUGGCAGUGUUGGGGGGUUCUUUACUGGGUACAUUCUUAUCUGAGAAGGUAGUUGCCUAUAUUGGGGGAACUCUUUUUCUCGUCUUUGCGGCAGUAACAUUGAUCGAGAUAGUAACUUAAGUUUAAGGGCAUCCACAAUUGUUCUUGUUGUUCUUCACAAAUUGCAGGCAUUUGUAGAUUCAGUUGAACUGAUUUUAUUUCCUUGCACCAAAUGGGAUUUGAGAAAUUCAUAUGAAAUUUGAUUUUCAAUUUUUGACCUACUAUGAAUGAUUUGAGUCAUAUUCUUUAAA